This is a messenger RNA of Danaus plexippus (monarch butterfly), 1966 nucleotides long. Its product is annotated as tetraspanin-9-like. Bases 999 to 1793 code for a protein of 264 amino acids. Gene Ontology annotation, cellular component: membrane. The transcript has 6 exons. The record is from RefSeq and is a predicted model, not a curated record. NCBI's taxonomy places the organism in Eukaryota, Metazoa, Arthropoda, Insecta, Lepidoptera, Nymphalidae.
GUGUUAAUCGCUUAAAAAUAGUAGUAUCAUAGAUUUGCUAUGAUAGUGACACCGUUUAUUACAACAUUAAAGUCUAUUUACUAUGAAUGUGCACGAUCUGAUGCAACUUUCACUUAGAUAUCAUCUAGAGAAGGGACCAAAUGGACCUUGCGUUAUAUCGGAGCUGCCUUGAAGCGAACGUCCGCAGGUGCGUUAGCGUAAUAUGUAACAUAAUGUAUGCACUAAGCAUUACUAUUGGUUCGUGACACACAUAUCGCUGCGAUUCAGAAAAAUGAAGUACAAAACAAUGAAGUACAAAACAAUGCCAGCUGCUGUGUGGAUCGCUGGAGCUUCUUAACACUUAGAUCAACUUCAUAAAUACUGUAAUAUAAAAUGUACAUGCUAUAUAAUAUGUAGGUUGUAACUUGUGUUCACGAUUAAAUUGACCGUGUUUCAGAUAACAUGGUAUAGGAUGAUUUAAUAAUUGAAAUUGAUUACCGGGCCUAUAUUUCAUUAACCUAUUUGGUUUAUGGUUAGUUUAGUAAAUAUAAUAAACCUGUCAGUUUAAUGGAUGGUGUAAACGUAAAGGUUUUUAGAGUGCACACGCUGUAUCUUCUUGAGAUCGUUACACAAUUCUCUUGGUAAUCUUCAAAUUACAAUUCGUUCUUACAAAUCACCACAUUACUUUUUAGCUUUGUUCUCUAUUUCAAAUGUUUAUCUUAUCAUAUAAAGCACGAGAGUUUUCGAAAAACAAAUAGCAUCAUAAUAAACAAAUAUAUAAAAACAAUAUAAUCCAAAAAUUCUUGAACUAUAAGUUUACUUGUCAUAUUUGUAUCCUUAACCUUCUCACGUCAUUCACACAGAAUUGAUUUAAUUAUGAUCUUGGACUGUUUUGUUAAAUGACAAUAUUAUUUUGUUCAUCUACCCUCGAUAGUAUUAUAAACUGGUCUUUGUUAUAUUGAUAGCCGAAGCAUUUACACGCAUAAUCUAAACCAAGUUAUGUUAUAAGUAAAUCUAAAAUGAAUGACGUUUUUAUUAGAGGACUACAUGUUAAUCCCCGAAAUGUGAGAGCACAGAGUAAACAAAGUCAUGCACAUUGGAGAGUAGCCAUGGCGAUGGGCGGUGCGAUGGAUAGCUGUGGUCGUUGUAUGAAGAUCUCAUUGGUGGCAAUGAAUAUUUUAACAUUUCUGGGGGGUGUGCUAGCUCUGGGUAUUGGAGUUUGGAUCUGGGUGUCGCGAUCCUUCCCUAGUACGCUCAUGAGCAACAAUAUGUUCAUAGCGUCAGUUGCUGUUGUGGUGGCGAUGGGAGCUGCUGUUAUGAUCCUAUCCUUCCUGGGUUGUUGCGGCGCCGCUAAAGAAGUCAAGUGUAUGUUGCUAACGUAUUAUAUUCUAGUGUUCAUAAUCUUCGUGGUGAUGCUGGUGGGCGGGAUCCUUCUGUUCGUGUUCAGGGUCAAGGUGCUCUCGACUUUGGAGCGAGAGAUGCACGCGUCCAUCCCCAACUACGGUACUCGUCGUGAGUACACGCGCGCUUGGGACGAAACGCAGACCAAACUGCAAUGUUGCGGCGUCAAGAGCUACAAGGACUGGAAUGACAACGUCCCUGACAGCUGCUGUGUUGAAGUUUAUCCUGGACAGAGACGAGACUGCAAGUAUUCACAGAAUCCAACUACGAUGUACAUGGAUGGUUGUUUUAAUAAGACUGUAGACUUAUUAAGGGAGGAUGCGGCCUAUGUCGGCACGGUCGCCGUUGUGGUGGCUUUAAUUAUGGUGCUGGCGCUUAUAUUUUCCUGUGGUUUGUUCGUUAAAAUAGAGUGACAUUACAGCGUAUCUGUUACGACUUGAACAUUAAUGUCAAUUAUUGACUGUCAGUUGAUUGUCUUAUGCGAGCGUCAGUCAUUCUGGCCUCGCAUUAUGUAUUACAUUAGUUAAUUUAUUUUCUAAAUGUAGAUAAACAUUUAAAAUAAAAAUUAUACUGAUUUUCAAUAAAA